Messenger RNA from Aplosporella prunicola CBS 121167, 195 nucleotides. RefSeq lists its product as uncharacterized. The transcript has 2 exons. The record is from RefSeq and is a predicted model, not a curated record. NCBI's taxonomy places the organism in Eukaryota, Fungi, Ascomycota, Dothideomycetes, Botryosphaeriales, Aplosporellaceae. The coding region runs from base 1 to 195 and encodes 64 amino acids.
AUGGGCGCCGUAGUGUCCUGCAUCAAGUCCGUCUUCCAAGCGAUCGGCGCGGCUCUCAUGGCCGUCGUCAACGGCAUCGCUGGCAUCCUGAAGGCCAUCCUGAACGGCAUCGUCGCCGUCUUCGACAUCAUUGUCGGCUGCCUGACCUGCAACCGCGCCGGCAGCCGUCGUCGCAGAGUCACUAGUCAUGUAUAA